Poecilia reticulata (guppy) is the source of this 1727-nucleotide messenger RNA. It is a transcript of the gene actmap, whose product is annotated as actin maturation protease. The record is from RefSeq and is a predicted model, not a curated record. NCBI's taxonomy places the organism in Eukaryota, Metazoa, Chordata, Actinopteri, Cyprinodontiformes, Poeciliidae.
AGAACAAAAACGGAGCAAGUUCUGCUAAAUAUGGGCAUGAAACCGGUGAGCGUCAGCUCAAGUUGACAGUCUGUGAAGUUAGUGUAAUACCAGCUUAUAUAUCGUUGUAGAAUAACAUUUCUGGUGUUAUUUUUACGCAAAUUAAUUUUAGAGUCGAUGUUGAAAUUUCCGUGCUGCUUUGAACGCAGCAAAGCAGCGUGUCAGACACCUAUAAGCAGGAGCAGAGGCGGCAGGUGGAGGAGCUGAAGAUGUCUCCCCCUCCACCUCCGCCCCCAGCUCCGUGUCCUCCACCUCCAGCAGCGAAGAAGAAGCUGUACCAGACCAUAGCCAGCAGCAGGAGUCCUGUGGAGGGGGAUCACACUGAGGCCUGCCUGCUCCUCAGACAGAGGGAGAGCUGUUUCAGGCAGGAUCUGCAGUGGUUACUAGUAAACAAGUACGUGCCUUCCCUCAUCCAAGACGGCCCACAGUGUGGCUUGGUGGCUCUGUGGAUGGCUGGCCACCUGCGACAGCCGCAGCUGAGCGUCGCCAUGGAGACGGUGGUUCAGACAGCAGUGAGGAGGGGCUACACCGCACAGGGGGAAAUGUUUUCAGCGUGUAACAUGGCCCUGCUGGCAGAGGAGCUCUGCGUCUGUAAGGCUGAACUGCUGUCGGGAGGUCUGAGUGGCAGAAACAUGGCAGCCAUCAUCAAACACCUGUGGAGCGGCCAGCCUGUUCUCAUCCCGUAUGAUGAGGACUUCAACCAUGAGCCAUGCCAGCGUCAGGGUUACAGGGCGCACUGGGCCGUUGCUUCAGGUGUGCUCCUCGGUUUGAACCAGGGGAGCGUAAACAACGAGCACGCUCAACCGGAUCCCUGUCUGCCCUGGCUCUACGUCGGCAAAGGCGGCCAUCUUCCUUGUCCCGUCACCAGCACGAGCGCCACCGAGGUUUACAUCCUCGCCAAGCAGGGCAAGAGCCUGCGCUACCAGCUGUGGAGUCUGGACAGCGUUGCCCAGAGCAACGGGCAGCUGAGGAUGAUGGACCCUCUGCGAGCCAACGAUGGGAGCCAGUAUGUGGUUCCGGAAGGAGGUGUGGAGGCCGGGCUCGCGGGACAGGCGGUUUUACUCCACACGAGGACUCGGCAGCAGGAACCACAGUGACGCUGUUCAAAAACUACGGUUUCAUCUGUUGCCACAUCCUCCUGAACGGUCGCUAUGCAACGUUAGUAUUGAGAAAUGUUUACCAGAACAUUAUGUCUAAUCGAGAGCCAAAAGUGUCACAAUCAUUUUAUAAAUGUUUAGAGAAGCGAUGAAGUAAUGAAAAUUGUAGACAUGAUACAUCUAAAAAUAAUUUUUGGGUCUGAAUAGCUAUAAUAUUUCAGUUUGUACUACAGUCCAUCGUGAAAAAUUUUGAACUUUCAUUUUGACUUUCCCUUCAAACCCUCAAGUGUGAUUGGUUAACCUUCACAGCAGCUUUAGUGUCGACCAAUCACCUUGUCUGUAACGGUGUUGGACCCACCCACUGAAUAAUCAAGUAUAUACAAUUUUAAUCAGUACUUCUCCAUUUAAAUAUUAAGUUAUUGACCUAAAUAUUUCAUACACAUUCACAAUUUUAUUUAAAUCAAUGUAUUAAGUUUAGCACUUUUGGUCCUUGAUUUUGUCUUUCAUCUGGUUCAGUUUCUCCACUAACUGAACAAAACUGAUUUUAAAGUAUUUAUAUUUGAGCAAUUUAAAAUAAAAUGAUAAAAUGCC